AUGUUGAGUCGUCGUUUGUCAUACGGUGUACGGUAUCCUAGACAUUUGGCCACAUACGAAUAUUACGCCACUAAGGAAUCGAAUAAUAACUUACCACGGCUUGGCAUGGAUCAAAUUUUCAAAAUCAAAGAUGCCGUUGUCAAUUACCUUUCCCCCGUUGCGAAACGUCGUAGGACAAUGGGACCUCAAACUCCAGGUCACAGCGCAGUUGAUGACGAACAUCAAUUUCUCUCCGAACCACAAGACAAUAAAAGGGCCCUGAGCUUUGCAUAUGAUCGCAUGAACCAGCAUUAUAUGCCUCAAGAAGACAGAGCGACCCCCUCCAGGAAUCCCCUCAAACGUUCCCGCGAAGACGAUGGGGCCGAUGGACCCAUAUUUUCUGGAGAUGAGGUCUCACCAAAGCAAUCUUCUUCGCGGAAUGUCACUGAUAGCGAUGACGGAUCGAUAAAUCCAGAUUAUAUGGACGAAGAUGAAGAUGAAGAAGAGGAAGAGGAAGAGGAAGAGGAAGAGGAAGAGAUUUCUGCCGAACAAAAAGUAAAUGAAUAUCUUGCAAGACAGGCCGCGGAGUUAGCUAGGGCGAAAGAGACAGUGGAAAGAGCUCGAGCAGAUGGCGAAUGGUCUCCUGAAGAAAUCUUCUUAUUGGAAAGAAUUCAAUACAUGGGACACGAAGGACUUUUGCCGCACUGGGCGAAGGAACGGAAUUUUCGAACGGUUCCUGAGGCCAUGUUUUGUCCUGAUGAUAAUGCCCUCCUAGGCGAGAGUAGUAAAUCCAUUCAAAUGUUAGAAUUCCUCAAUCAUUACCUUGGUCGUCGUGUGCAUGAUAGAUACUAUGGUAAAAAUGGCCCACCUGAAGCGCAAAUGCGGCAAUGGAUUGGUAAAUACGUUGAGUGGACUGAAAGGGAUGGAGGUUACCAUAAGAAAAAGUUUAUUCCGGUUCUCUGUCUUGUUGAAGGUCGAUGGCAUGCACCGGCGGCGGAAACAACUAAACGCCUGCAAGAUCAAAUGAGCUUCCAUGCUGAAUCAUGGCGUCGAUCACUAUUACGCCCGUCACCAAUUGUUAAUGAAUUAGGCGAGACGGAAAUAUACUUUCGACGCCCUCCUCUCAUUUAUGGAAUUCUUUACAUACAGGCGAAAGCAUUAUUCGUUACGCUGGACUCUUCGGACCCACAAGCAAAAAUUAGAGACAUUCACAUUUGUGAUUUCUUAGACUCGAGCAAACAUUUUUGGCAUGCUAUAUCUAUUGCUAUUGUAGCUAAGAUUGCCCAGAGGUAUAUGAUGUCGAUAAUUGACACUUUGGAAGACGAUGACCCUCCUGAACCCGAUUCGUGCAGCGAGAAUGAAUUAGAAUCCAAACGUGAACGGGAAAAGAGAUUGCAGAGGGAGGCAAGGAAGUUGGAGAAGGAGAAAGAGCGACAGCGUCAAGAGGAGUUAUUAAGGCUUGAGCAGCAAAUGGAGGGUGUUAAGAUGGAAGAAGAUGAUGACCAUGUUAUGGAGUCUAUUGAGGAGUAUGAAAAAGUCGACGUAAUUGAAGGGGAAGAGGAAGAGCAAGAAGAAUUUGAAGAUGAUCGACCAUCAAUGUCGGAAUAUGAUGAGGAGGAAGAAGUCGAGGUUGAGGUUGAAGAGGGCGAAGAUGACCGGAGUGCUGAUGGAGAAUUAGAGAGUAACGAGGAAAUCGAGGAUGCAGAAGAAGACGGUGAAGAUGAAGAUGAGGAAGAGAACGAAAGCAACCUCAGCAAUGAUAACGAGGGCGGAAGUGAGGACGGAGAUGUUGAAUUCGGCCAUCAUCAUGGAACUAGACAACCCCCCAAGUCAACAAGCCCUGACGAAUUAUCGCAUCUCUAA
Molecule: messenger RNA, 1842 nt
Organism: Sclerotinia sclerotiorum 1980 UF-70
Lineage: Eukaryota; Fungi; Ascomycota; Leotiomycetes; Helotiales; Sclerotiniaceae
Exons: 4
Coding region: 1-1842 (613 amino acids)
Source: RefSeq, a predicted model, not a curated record